AUGAGGAAAUUGCACGACAGAUACGGCGAUGUGGUGAGGAUUGCACCUAAUGAGCUUAGUUUCAAGACUCCACAAGCAUACAGAGACAUCUAUAAUCAUGCCGCGGGUAACAAAUCGCCUUUCCCAAAGAGUAAAUACUUUUACAACCGAGGCGCGUCCAUCAAGCAUCCUGAUAUCGUUUUCACCAUUGACAGAGAAUCGCAUCGGUCCCAACGACGAUCCCUUUCUCACGCCUUCAGUGCUCGUGCCCUUCGGGAGGCCGAGAGUACGAUUCAGAGGCACAGCAGGCUAUUUGCCCACCAGAUUAGCCAACGCGGCAGCCCAGGAACUGGUGGUGUAGAUAUGUCGAGUGCAUUCACCUGGCUUACCUUCGACAUCAUCGGUGAAUUGACAUUUGGGGAGUCGUUUGAAUCGGUUGCGAAUUGGGAGCCAGAUACAUAUGUUGCACUCAUCUUGGAAUUUAUAAAACACUUCACCAUAAUUCAGGCAGCAAAGCGACUGGGUAUUUCGGAAGGACUUCUAUCUUUGUUUAUACCAGGAGAUCUUAAAGACAGCAUGGCGUUCCAUGAAAGUCUGACAAAGGAGAAGGUCGCUCGUCGUAUAAAGAUGGGCGACUCCAACCAGCGCAGGGACUUUUUCGCUCACAUUCUUAGAGACGGUGGCUUCAACCGUGAUCAUCUUGCGGAGCAAGCUAAGAUAUUGCUAUUGGAUGGGUCCGAAACCACGGCCACCUUCUUAGCGGGUGUCACAUAUCUGCUUUUGAAAUCUCCAACCGCACUGGCGAAACUGCAGUGUGAAGUACGAUCUUCUUUUGCUUCGCUCGAUGAAAUCAGAGGGGAUUCAUUAAACCAGCUGCCUUACCUCCGCGCUGUCAUCGAAGAAGGUCUUCGUCUGUUUCCUCCUGUACCACUUGGUCUUCCGCGGACGUGUCCUGGGGCAAUGAUUGACGGAUGGUACGUUCCUUCUGGCACUGAAGUGUCGGUGGACAACUUUGUUAUGUCUCACGAUGAGAAGUCUUUCCCAGAGCCUGAUGAGUUCCGUCCUGAACGCUGGCUUGAAGGUCAGACAGGAAAUAACAAAGAGGCCAGCCGUCCAUUUUCUAUUGGCCCUCGUGCUUGUUUAGGCGUCAAUCUCGCCUAUCUCGAAGCGAGUCUGAUUCUCGCCACUAUGAGGUCGAAUUGA
Molecule: messenger RNA, 1182 nt
Organism: Fusarium odoratissimum NRRL 54006
Lineage: Eukaryota; Fungi; Ascomycota; Sordariomycetes; Hypocreales; Nectriaceae
Exons: 3
Coding region: 1-1182 (393 amino acids)
Molecular function (GO): heme binding; monooxygenase activity; iron ion binding
Source: RefSeq, a predicted model, not a curated record